Messenger RNA from Camelus dromedarius (Arabian camel), 732 nucleotides. RefSeq names its product H1.5 linker histone, cluster member (gene H1-5). NCBI's taxonomy places the organism in Eukaryota, Metazoa, Chordata, Mammalia, Artiodactyla, Camelidae. Gene Ontology annotation, molecular function: DNA binding; structural constituent of chromatin. Gene Ontology annotation, cellular component: nucleosome. Bases 52 to 732 code for a protein of 226 amino acids. The transcript has a single exon. Gene Ontology annotation, biological process: nucleosome assembly. The record is from RefSeq and is a predicted model, not a curated record.
AACUUGCUCUUUGAGUUUUGAAUCUCUCUUCCAGCAAUUUCAUCCAUCGCCAUGUCGGAAACUGCUCCUGCUGAGACGGCAGCCCCGGCUCCAGUGGAGAAAUCUCCUGCUAAGAAGAAAGCAGCCAAGAAGGCCGCGAGCGGUGGCGCCGCGAAGCGCAAAGCUUCCGGGCCCCCUGUUUCGGAGCUGAUCACUAAAGCUGUGGCUGCUUCCAAAGAGCGCAAUGGCCUUUCUUUGGCUGCGCUCAAGAAGGCGCUGGCAGCUGGCGGCUACGACGUUGAGAAGAACAACAGCCGUAUCAAGCUGGGUCUCAAGAGCCUGGUGAGCAAGGGCACCUUAGUGCAGACCAAGGGCACCGGCGCCUCCGGCUCCUUUAAGCUCAACAAGAAGGCGGCGACCGGGGAAGCCAAACCCAAAGCCAAGAAGGCGGGGGCUGCUAAAGCUAAGAAACCUGCAGGGGCCACCCCUAAGAAGCCCAAGAAGGCUGCUGGAGCCAAGAAAGCCGUGAAGAAGACUCCUAAGAAGGCUAAGAAGCCUGCGGCUGCUGGUGUCAAAAAGGUGGCCAAGAGUCCCAAGAAGACCAAAGCUGCCGCAAAGCCUAAGAAAGCUGCCAAGAGCCCUGCUAAGCCCAAGGCAGUGAAGCCAAAGGCGGCCAAACCCAAAGCCGCUAAGCCUAAGGCAGCAAAACCCAAAGCUGCAAAGGCGAAGAAGGCGGCUCCCAAGAAGAAGUAG